This is a messenger RNA of Cygnus atratus (black swan), 6733 nucleotides long. It is a transcript of the gene CLCN4, whose product is annotated as chloride voltage-gated channel 4. Gene Ontology annotation, cellular component: synaptic vesicle; early endosome; membrane. The record is from RefSeq and is a predicted model, not a curated record. Gene Ontology annotation, biological process: transmembrane transport; chloride transport. The transcript has 13 exons. Lineage: Eukaryota; Metazoa; Chordata; Aves; Anseriformes; Anatidae. Gene Ontology annotation, molecular function: voltage-gated chloride channel activity. The coding region runs from base 54 to 2513 and encodes 819 amino acids.
GCAGCCAUACCACCAAAGAAAGGAUGCUAUUAAAAUCUUUGGGUCUGGGCUAAAUGAUGUUGCAUUGCAGCUUCCCACUCCAGUCCUCAGUCAUGGCUUACAAAACACUGAACUCAAGAUCUAUUUGCAACUUCAGCUCCCAGGUGUCAGCCGCAGCAUCCUACCUUCGGACUCUAAUUUCCCUUAGCAAAUGCAGGACUGUGCUCUCAUCUGUUUUGCUAAACACUAAUAUGGUCAAUGCAGGAGAAAUGAAUGGUUCUGGCAACCUGAUGGAUUUUCUGGAUGAGCCUUUCCCCGAUGUUGGGACUUACGAAGACUUCCACACCAUUGACUGGCUGCGAGAGAAAUCACGCGAUACUGACCGCCAUAGAAAGAUUACAAGCAAGAGUAAGGAAUCCAUAUGGGAGUUCAUUAAGAGUUUGCUGGAUGCCUGGUCAGGAUGGGUUGUAAUGCUUCUCAUAGGACUAUUGGCAGGCACAUUAGCUGGAGUGAUAGAUUUAGCUGUGGAUUGGAUGACAGACCUGAAGGAGGGUGUCUGCCUCUCUGCGUUCUGGUACAGCCACGAGCAGUGCUGCUGGACGUCUAAUGAAACUACAUUUGAUGACAGGGACAAAUGUCCCCAGUGGCAGAAGUGGUCUGAACUUCUUGUAAACCAGUCUGAGGGUGCAAGUGCUUACAUUCUAAACUAUUUUCUAUACAUUAUGUGGGCUCUAUGUUUUGCUUUCCUGGCAGUCUCCCUGGUCAGAGUGUUUGCUCCCUAUGCCUGUGGCUCUGGAAUCCCAGAGAUAAAAACCAUCUUGAGUGGGUUCAUUAUUAGGGGCUACCUGGGAAAGUGGACACUUUUAAUCAAAACAGUCACCUUGGUUCUGGUGGUAUCUUCAGGCCUCAGCCUUGGGAAAGAAGGGCCCUUAGUCCACGUGGCCUGUUGCUGUGGAAACUUCUUCAGCAGCCUCUUCUCAAAGUACAGCAAGAAUGAAGGAAAGAGGAGAGAGGUGCUUUCAGCCGCGGCAGCUGCAGGAGUUUCUGUUGCCUUUGGGGCUCCAAUUGGAGGUGUACUUUUUAGUCUGGAAGAGGUCAGUUAUUACUUUCCUCUGAAAACCCUCUGGAGGUCAUUUUUUGCUGCUCUCGUGGCUGCCUUCACACUGAGGUCCAUCAAUCCUUUUGGAAACAGCCGACUGGUCCUUUUCUACGUGGAGUACCAUACACCCUGGUACAUGGCCGAGCUCUUCCCCUUCAUUCUGCUCGGCGUCUUUGGUGGCCUCUGGGGGACCCUCUUUAUCCGAUGCAACAUUGCCUGGUGCAGGAGACGAAAAACCACCAGGCUUGGGAAAUACCCAGUCCUGGAGGUUAUUGCGAUAACGGCUAUUACUGCCAUCAUUGCCUACCCCAACCCGUACACUCGGAGGAGCACCAGUGAGCUGAUCUCAGAGCUCUUCAAUGACUGUGGUGCCCUGGAGUCCUCACAGCUCUGUGACUACAUCAAUGACCCAAACAUGACCCGGCCGGUGGAUGACAUUCCUGACAGACCUGCUGGCCCUGGAGUCUACACUGCCAUGUGGCAGCUUGCCUUGGCUUUGGUGUUCAAAAUUGUCAUCACGAUAUUCACUUUUGGCAUGAAGAUCCCUUCAGGCCUCUUCAUUCCCAGUAUGGCUGUUGGAGCCAUGGCUGGCAGGAUGGUUGGGAUUGGAGUAGAGCAGCUGGCAUACCACCAUCAUGACUGGAUCGUCUUCAGGAACUGGUGCAGACCUGGGGCAGACUGUGUCACACCAGGACUUUAUGCUAUGGUGGGAGCGGCAGCUUGCUUGGGUGGUGUUACCCGAAUGACGGUCUCUCUGGUGGUGAUUAUGUUCGAGCUAACUGGAGGCCUGGAGUAUAUCGUACCUCUUAUGGCUGCAGCUGUCACAAGCAAGUGGGUGGCAGAUGCCUUUGGGAAAGAAGGGAUCUAUGAAGCUCACAUUCAUCUGAAUGGUUACCCAUUUCUGGAUGUGAAGGAUGAAUUUACACACCGAACCCUGGCAACAGACGUCAUGAGACCAAGGCGUGGCGAAGCUCCUCUCUCUGUUCUGACGCAGGACAGCAUGACUGUGGAGGAUGUUGAGACAUUAAUCAAAGAGACUGACUACAAUGGCUUUCCAGUCGUGGUUUCAAAAGACUCGGAGAGACUUAUUGGAUUUGCACAGAGACGAGAGCUGAUUCUUGCAAUAAAGAAUGCAAGACAGCGUCAGGAUGGGGUGGUGAGCAAUUCCAUUGUGUAUUUCACUGAAGACCCCCCAGAACUGCCACCCAAUAGUCCCCAUCCACUGAAGUUGCGGCGUAUUCUCAACCUGAGCCCUUUCACCGUCACUGACCACACACCAAUGGAAACCGUGGUAGAUAUCUUCCGGAAACUUGGACUCCGACAGUGUCUUGUCACUCGCAGUGGGAGGCUGCUGGGUAUCAUAACUAAAAAGGAUGUAUUAAGACAUAUGGCUCAAAUGGCAAACCAGGACCCUGAAUCUAUCAUGUUUAACUAGUCUGGUAAAGGGCGAAGAAAGUAACCCCAAAGGAAUCCCUUCUAGAUUAACACAAAGGCUAUGUUCAGUGUUUCAUUUUGUUUAAAGAGAAAAUGUAAUGUGUAUGAGGAAUGGCCUAAUAUGUCUCCGACAGAGGGAGUGGAUGCAGGAUGGCACUUAUUUAAUGAGGAAGGCAGUUUAGAAGCUCCGAGCAGCUGCAGACAUCAAGCUGUGUUUCCUUAAUGAGUUACCUAACAGCUCGAUUGGUGCAUUGGUGGGCGUAAGUGAUGUGGUGCUGAGAGACAAAGAGCCAGGAGCACCAGUGGGAUGCAUAAACAUUCACAGGAACUCAGGAGGCAGGUGUGAAGACUAGCAGACACCGUUUAUGCAUAAAUUGUUAACAAAGAUUUGUGUUCCAAACUAGAGAGCGUGUAUGAGUAAUGUCAGUUGUAUUUGUUACUGAAAUCAUGGCUAUUUGUUUGCUAGUGAAUUAUACCAUUUUCAUGAGGAAAAAAAUGUCAUAUUUUAAAAUGAAAAUUUUUGUCACCUUCAUUUAUUUUUUUUAAAAGUUAAGUGAUUCGGGACUGAAAUUAAAGGAGCAAGAGCACACUUAAAUUCAUUUUAAAAUGUAGUGUCCCCUGCUCCCUGUUUUAGUCCUUUGAAUUUUACAAUUUAUAUAUAUACAAUUUAUAAAUAUACAGUUCAGCAUUUCUGUCAAUCAGCUUUUCUUUAUUAAUAUUGAAAUGUGACUUAUUUCUAAGGAUUUAUUAUUUCUCUAUGCAAUUUUGCAUACAGGUACUGUAAUAUUUAGUAUUACGUGGUUUGCUAUGACAACAGGAAAAAGCAUAAAAGCCCGUGGAGGAAUUUUCAAAGGCACAAAAGGGAGACUGGUAUCCAGCUCUCAUCAAAGCUAGUGACAAGAAAUUGAAUCCUUUGCCUGCCUCCCCUUAUGUAAAGAAAAAUAGUUUUUCACAGGCUUAUGAAGUUCUGCAUUGAUUUCUGAUUCUCCAUUUAGUUCCUUUUCUUCGUUGCCUUUUCUUGGCACUUGUCUGCACCUGCCAAGAGAUUGGUUAAGUUAAUUUAGCAACCACAGACAUUUAUUCUGUAGUAGAUCUACUCUUUACACUUCUACCGCCAGUCAUAGGACUGCAGAAUUGCUCCCCAUAACACUGUGGCAAGGAUAAGGGAUCAAAGCAACUGAGAAUGCAAAUGUCAAUAGCAAGGCUUUAAUUAUUGAUCUAUUUGCAGCAAGAACACAUGAUUUAACAUCUCUCAGUAGGAACCUCUAAGACACUCAGGUAAAAAUGCUAUGUUUUCUUAAACCUUGGUUCUGGUCCUGCAGAAGAUAAACACAGUCAACAUUGUCUGUGUCAAAAUACUAGCACUUUAGUCACGACUGCUGUCACUAAUAGGUGACCAAAUUCUACUCUCAGUAACACAUAAUUCACACUGCCCAGUGUUUGGUUUACAACUAUCAACUUAAAGAUAAUGACUGGAGAAAGGCUGGAUCCUAACUUAGGUUCCUCGAAUCCCCAGCAGGAGGGCCUUCUGACCACCUGAGAGUCUGGACUAUUCAUUCAGGCAUCUAAAUCCUCUACUAUUUUUGCUCAAAUAUAUAUAGAUACCAGUAGCUCAAAUCUAUUGCAUCCAAAUGGUUUUCAGAGACAGAGAUUAGGGAAGAAGAAUAUGCCAGAUGAACCUUUCAUUACUCCAGACAAAAGCCAUACUGUGUUAAACCAACUUGUAGGCAGUGUGAAUGAUCAUUGUGUCCCUGAACUGAGACAACUAGCCAGGUGCACCCUAAGUUAGAUGCCCAAAGUUACAAAUUCCUCCUCUUAUCUCCAGUGACCCUGCUUCCUUCUGGCAGGUGUCCCACUGCAUUCACAAAAAGUAUGGCCCCAAUUGUUUAAGUAAAAGAAACGGAAGUAAAAGGAUAAUUUUAAUCUGCUAAGUACAGCAUUUAACAAUAGUGUUUGCAACAGACUGACAUAAAUAUAUGUAGCUCUGGCCAAAGCCCAUAGAUAUUUCAGUGUAUAUUUUUGUUAAACAUCUGCAGUAAAAUGUAUUAUUAAAGGGAUAUUGUUAAAACUAUGAAAACUAUAGGACUGAGCAACCCUUUCAUUCUGAAAAUAGGAAAUGCAACAUAACAUUGUUGUUUCUUUUGUUUUGUCUUUGAAGCAGUCAUCAACCAAACUCAUAAAAAAGCAAAUGACUCAACCACCAAGCUCAUGAAAAUUGGAUUCCCUCAUUUGAAGAGAGAUGCCAUCUUAAAAAAUCAGUGAAUUUCCAAAACUAAGCCCAAAUGGGGUUUAGUACAAACGUCAGGUUCUAACCAAAAUUAUGAGAAUCUAAAUUUGCUAACUUUUGAGGGCAUUCUUGUUCUGAAAUUGAAACUGAAGGACCACGUUUUACUUUUCAUUCUUAUAGCCCUUAAUGUUAGUAUAUGUUUGAUGAACACUUUCUCCAUCUCCCCUUAUGUUUAUAUUGGAAGCAAGUGUGCAGACUCUCCCACCUGAACACAUCUAAAUACCUCUUUUGCUCAGAAGUCAAUAGAAAUAAGUUAGAAAGUCCAUUUAAUUGAAAUCAAACCCUGUGCUUCAUAUAUGUCAGGGAAAAGGAGAGGUCUUAAUGCCUUCUCUGUUGGCCAAGGAAAUUUCAGUCCAUGCCACACUAGAAUUUAGUCCAUGGCAGAGCUAACUCUGAAGAGCAUUCAGAGCAUGUGUUUGCUAACAGAAACCAGGAUAAUACAUCCAUGCUGAAAAAAAAAUGUCAUUUCCUGAGGAAAAAGAUGUUGAGUCAGCUAACUGAGAUUAAACUCGUUGUGAAUACAAACUCAUCUGGGUGUUGACUAGGGUUAUGGCUCAGUCCAUGGUUAUGCAUAGGCAUAAACUCGUGUGGCAAAUUCCCCUUCAUACCCAGAGGCCUGAUCCACUAAAACCAACAGCCAGCCAUGUGAUAUCUUGUUGGCUCCUCUUAUUAGGCUGCAUAUGAGAAGGACUCAAGGACAUUCAAGGACUUAAGAACAGGGUCCAUAAGACCAGCAUGGUGGUGGUUUGUAGGAAGCAACAACAGAAGAAAUUGAGACUUUAACUUUGGGACUACCACCCAAGCAGAAGGCAGGUAAAUGAGGGUCCAGCUCUUUUUUACCAAACAUGUUCCUCUUUAGAUGGCAUCAUUUAAAUAUUUAAGGGUCAGAGAAAAAGGUUUGAAUGUGUAACUGAGAACAUGGGUACAGACUGCUGCUCCUAGUUAUGAAGUCUGUUCAAAAUACAUUAAACCCCCUUAGAGCAGGGACUGACAUCUAGCUCUGCAGAAAUGGCAUAGGAAUAGCUGACUUCAGCUGCUUGGUCUUAUCAUGGCUGAGUUAAUGCUAGAAUGACAAGGAAGGCUUAGAAACAGGACAGACUUUGUUAAUCAGAAAACUUCCAGAGAUGGUAGUUGGCUGUAAGUCCUUCUGUUGAACUUCCUCCAUGCUACAAUUUUCAUUGCUCUUAAGAGUUCAAGUGGCUGCAUGGGGAACACUUUGUAUAAAUUAAUAUCAUGCUUUUUGCAAAAAAUGCAGUUAUAAUGUAAUAAUUCCCCAUAACAAGCCCAUUAUUAGUUACCAUUUUCCAUCUGUAUUCCCAAAUGUGUCUCAGAAGUCAGUGAAUAGACUCUAAAAGGCAUAAAUCUCAGCCUUAAGUAUUUGAAUCUGAAUAAGUCAAAAUAGAGUCACAUAGCCUGAUGAAUCUGAGUUACAUAUGUGCUUUGGUAUACAGUGCUCAGUUUAUGCAACUUCACAUUCAUGUAGUUGGAUUUAAAUCCUCACAUUCAAGCAGUUGGACUUUGAUGUCACAUUAAACAAGAGAACAAAACCUUUGAAUGAUGCAAGUUCAGUAUUGUACCUUUGUUUUGCAUGAACUGUGUUCAGUUACAUUCAGCUUCUGAAGUAUACGUGAAGCAAUUUGUACCAGAAAGUUUAUUAUUAAAACAGAGAACAUGGACGGGAUUAGCCAGAUCCUUUGGCUGUCACAGUGACACUAAUUAUUAAUUCUUAUGCUUUGAAGAAGCAGAAAAAGAAUGUUUAAGAAUUACAGAAUACCCAUUGAUUCCGUGUUGGAAUGACACUACUGAUAAGAAUAUUGUUUUGCUUUUUUGUUUGUUUGUUUGUUUUAAUUGUAGAAAACAGUAUAUAUGUUGCACCUUAUCAAAAACAAUGUUUGGACUCUAUUUUUUAAAUAAAACUGACACUGUACUGGAAA